This is a messenger RNA of Pecten maximus, 4318 nucleotides long. RefSeq lists its product as uncharacterized. The transcript has 7 exons. The coding region runs from base 547 to 2382 and encodes 611 amino acids. Lineage: Eukaryota; Metazoa; Mollusca; Bivalvia; Pectinida; Pectinidae. The record is from RefSeq and is a predicted model, not a curated record.
UUGAGCCUGGUCAGCUGACCGCCAGAGUUAGUAGAGCCAGAGUUGAUGUGAAGACAGUACCGGAAGCUUACAAAACACUGUCUCCUGUAGAUGUACAGAAAUCUAUUGACCAGAAGAGGAAAAUGUGGGAAAUGGCCUUGGAUUUUGAUGGAGGUUUGCUGGAAUCCUAUGAGUUGUUACCUACCUCUCUUACCCAGACUGUUGAUUUUGGAUUCUGUAAGUCAUGCCUACGUAACUUUGAUCCACCACUGCUGAAUGGAUGUGUCCUGUUGCCAUGCCUACACUACUACUGUGUUAAUUGCUGGAGAAAAUACAUCUGGGAGAAAGUUCAGAUGCGAUGUCACAGUAUUUGUUGUCAGGAUGAUACAUGUGAUGAAGUGGUGGAUGAGGUGAUGAUUCAGAUACUUCUACCAUGUCAACUUUUCAACCAAUGGCUAUGUAGCCGUGCAGAGGAUACAGUAGCAAAGUCCGGUCAAUGGCGCCAGUGUCCGAAGCAAUCAUGUGACUUGGUUGCUAAGGUGACCAGAUUUGGUAAAAGUUUCUCUGAUGGUAAUGAGCCAGUCCUGUGUGGCUGUAACCGAGUUUGGUGUUUCUCCUGUGGGUCGGACACACACUGGCCAGCCACAUGUAGCCAGUACUCUGUCUACCAGGGAAUCACUGUCAAACAUCCCUUGUCAUGUGGAUGAAGAACAAGUUGACCGUCCAGAAGCUAACCAAAAGACACAUACAAUAGACCAGUACAACUCAUUUCUACGUCACUCAUCUACGGAUUACUACAUGAUGUGUACAGAGCACAGAAGCAGAUGGACUGUCCAACUCAAGAAUAUCAAAUCACAACUGUGGAAAAAACUCGGUAGAAAGAAAGAAAGAAUUGUUUCAUGGAAGAAGAUGAGAAAGAUGGAUCUAUAUGGCCACACAGGCUUGGAGAAAGCCAACCUAGAGCAGCUGGAGUCGAGCGUAAAUUUUCUCAGCGAUGUUCAUUUUAUAAUGGAGAGUGUUUGUCUGCUACUAUCAAACAUUACUCAAAAGAUGCAGCCUCUCAAGGUCAGGCUCCUACUGCAACAACUAUACUGUGGUAUCAACACAAUGACAAAGAUGUUUAACCAGCGGCGUCUAGAUCAAGAUGAUAUAAAGAGGAUGAUCCGGUCACAGUCAAGCAUUGAGGACACACUGAAGUUUUUUGCUGUCUAUAUUCCAGCACUACAAGGGAGAAAUGUUCUAACGGUGCGAAGAAGAAAUGUUCAAGCAUUGAAAAGAAGGAUUGCUCAAACACAGCAAAGGAAGAAUGUUCAAGCACUACAAGAUGAGAAUGUUCGAAGACUACAGAAGAACAAUGUUCCAAGACUACAAGAGGAAAAUGUUUCAGUACCACAAGAGCAAAAUGAUUCAAUACUACAAGAUGAUAAAGUCCCCGGACUACAAAAGGGGAACAUUGCAUUAUUACAAGAGGGGAAUGAUUCAGUGCUACAAGAGAAUGAUGUUGUGGUACAGCAAGGGAGGGAUGACUCAGCACUACUGGAGAAUGAUGUUGUAGUACAGCAAGGGAGGAAUGACUCAGCACUACUGGAGAAUGAUGUUGUAGUACAGCAAGGGAGGAAUGACUCAGCACUACUGGAGAAGAAUGGUCUAGUACAACAAGAGGGGGGAGCUUCAGUGAUACAAGAGAGGAAUGACUUGGUGCUACAAGAGAAUGAUGUUUUAGGACUACAGGAGAGGAAUGAUUUGGUACUACAAGAGAAUGAUGUUUUAGGACUACAGGAGAUGAAUGAUCCAAUGGUACAAGAGGAGAAUGUUUUAGGACUACAAGAGGGGAACGUUUCACUAAUACAUGAGGAUAAUGUUCCUGACAUUCUAGAUAAGAAUGUUCAAGCACUACAAGGGAGGAAUAUUCCACUAGGACUACACGAGAGAUAUGUUCCAGCACUUCAAAGGAAGAGCUUUCAAACACUGAAAAGAAGGAAUGCUGCAGAAUUUCAAAGAAGGAACGUUUCAGAAAUAAAGGAAGGUACUUUUCCAGUACUAGGAGCGAUGAACGUUACAAGGAAGCUACACGUGAGUAAUGUUCCACUGGAAUUACCUGGGAAGGAUGUCCCAGCACUACAGAAGACAAAUUUUCCGGCACUACCAAAGAGGAAAGUUCCAGUUACGCAAAGGAGGAAUGUUUCAACACUACAAAAAAAUAAUGUUCAACCACUACAAGGUAGUAAUCUUCCACCAUUAAAAGAGAACAAUCUUCCACCACCACUUAAACAGAGGAAUCCACCACCACUUAAACGGAGAUAUCUUCCACCACUGAAACAGAGAAAUCUUCCACCAACACAAGAGAAGAAUGCAACAGAACUACAGGAAAGAAAAUAUUCCAGAACUAUAAGGGAGGAUUAGAGCCCUACCAUAGAAAUUGGUCAUAGGGUGACCUUUUAAUCAUUAUCUAUUUCUGUUAUUGACAGCAACGAUUUUGGAGGGUUGAAAUUGUCCGGAAAACACCUAAUCUUGAAUCACUGUCAAAGAAACUGCACAGGAAUGAUAGGGACCAUGUGUAAAUAUGCAUGCAGGGUUACUUUACACAGGUUUUGUUAAGCCAUGCUUCAAGGUAUGUUGAUGAAAGUUGGUAUUUAAUUUCAGUAUGAGCAUAUCAUGUUCUAGUUUCCAGGUUUUUGGGUCAAGGUCACUGUUACUAUUUUUAGCGGGGGCCGGUAGUGGUCAUGACUUGCUUAAACAAUACCCAGUGUGCUUGUUUAAACUUGGUCAAUUGGUGUAACUUAUCAAUGCCUAUAAUUUCAUACAUUUCAGAGUCGUUGCUAUGUAAACAGAAUGGAGGCUCUUGAUUAGUCAAUUCAAGAUAUUGUCUGAUCCAGCCGAAAAUUGAUAUAUUUGUAAGGUUUUAAGGGGUGACAAUUACAAAAUUACUGUUUUUCAAAACAUUGACUGUCAUUUGGAUGCCAUGGUUACCAAAAGAAGACCUAUGACUAGACAGAUUUUUCCGUACUGCUAUUCGUGAAGCAAUUUCAACAAAACUAAGCAUGAAUAAUAGAAACCGUAAUUAUGUAGAUGUACAUGCAGGUUUUUACGAACAUUUUAGUUGCCAUUGUUAUUUUAUACAGAUUAUUUUCAUUAAGGCUACACUAUCAGUUAACUAGGACAAUAUUAUAGACAUGUUAUAGGUAUCUAUGAACCUACUUUUCUGCACCACUGUCUGAUACAAGUGUAUAUUGAAAUUAUCAGUAGCGGGAUAUUAGCUAGCUAUUAGAUUAGUUCUAGUUUGACAUUGCUUGCCAUAUGAUAAUAAUGAAACAUUGUAGCAACAAUAAUGAAAAAAGGAUACCCACCGAUGUUUUACACUGUAGUGACGAGGAUACAAUAAUUGGUACUUUACAGCGGCGGCAUCAACAUGGCACUUUAGAUUCUUUACUCAAAAAGCAAGUCCAGUUUUAACAAAGCUUUGUAUAUAGUUAGAUAACUUAGUGGACAUCUCAGCAAACUCUUUGUUAACAGAAUAUCAUUAAGAAUUUAUGGUCCAGUGACUCUGGACAUUGGGGAUACUGGGGAUCUUGACAUUUCUGUGUUUAGCGCAGUUUCUGAAAACGUAUCGUUGUCAUUCCAACCAAACCUAGAAGAUAAGUUGCAUUGGAGUGUUGGCGUCACAACACAACCUAUUUACAGUUUGUAUUACCUUUUUUUUUUUUAAUAUUUUAUUUUGAGAAAUUAAUAUGGUUUUAUUGCUUCUCAAAUCUCAAGUUGACUUACAAAUUAGUUGACAGUCAAAUAUUGCAACAAGUUUUGUAAAAUAUUAGGGGCCAGUUUCAUCAAUAUUCCUUGAUUUAAUGUCUCAUAGGAAAGUAAUACAGGAUUAAUGGAUUUGUUUUUAAGUUAAGGAACAUUGAUGAAACUGGGCCAGAUUAGUUCAUAAAUUUUGAUGUUUCUCAAAACUUACUAUUCUAACAAAGCUGGAUAGCCGAGACAUAAUUAUACAAAAUUCUGAAUAUCAUAGUGAAGAAUCAUUGUAGCAAACUUAAGAAAUGUAUUAUAUAUAUAUGUAUAACUAUGUAUUUAUGAUGUCACCAUCUGCCGUUACUGAAGGUUAAACCCUAUCGGGGCAUACUGGUGUUAGGUGAACACUGAAGGAGUGUACCUUCGAAAGAAUUAGACAAUGUGGCGCUGUAGGAGCAACAGAAUUAUUGGACGUUGUUACCAUGGCAAAAACAAUGUGCGGGGCUUCAUUUAAAUAAUGUUCAAUAUGUCAGAUGUAUCUUAUCUUUUCUCUUCUUUCUGAACAACGUUCUUCUUCCUAAUGUCUCCCUUGACAAUGCCUCACUUUUGG